UUACAAACCAUGGCUGCCCAUGCACUGGGUUUACUGCUGUUGCUGAUGUCUGUGGGAACAAGUGUGACCCAAGACCCUAUGGUUCUCCUCUCAGUCCCGAGUGUGAUUCUCAUUGGGAGCGACGUCAAUGUGCUUGUGGACGCACGCGGCCUCACGGAAGACGUGAGCGUGGUGGUCAGGGCGGAAGAGUUCUUGACUAAAAAGCAGCUCGCCACCCAAACAAUCACUCUGACUCAGCUGGACCCAGCCAUCGCCACCCUGAAGCUCGGCUUUGACAUUGAGAACCCAGAUAAAACAAAUUCUGCAUCAACAAAGCAUCAUGUCCGGCUGGUGGCCAAGGUGGAGUCAAAGUCCUUUAACAAGGAGAUCACGGCCCAUGCGCUGCUCUCAUAUCGAUCAGGGCAUGUUGUUGUCCAGACUGACAAGCCUAUCUACACACCAGAUGAGAAAGUCAAGUAUCGGAUGUUUCCAAUGAAUCAGAAGAUGUCACCAAUCCCUGGUUCACAGUCGAUGACGGUGGAUAUUGUGAAUGCAGAUGGAGUGAUUGUAGAGAGACAAAUAAAAACCAUCAAGGCCACCGAUGAGGGAAUAGUGGAUGGAACAUCAUUCACAAUCCCUGCUAUUUCCAAACAUGGCACUUGGAAGAUUUUUGCCCGAAUGAGUGGAGCACCCAAUAUCAACUCAUCUGCUGAGUUUGAUGUCCGGGAAUACAUCUUGCCGACCUUUGAGGUGAAGAUUAAUCCCAAGCAAAGAGUGUUUCACAUCAACGAUGAAGAGUUUGUUGUGGACAUCACUGCCAAUUACUUUAAUCAGGAACUCGUGUCUGGUACAGCAUAUGUACGAUAUUUUCUUGAAAACGGAGAUGUACCAAAACUGGUUGAUUCCAGUUCUACCACGCUUGUUGCAGGAGAGGGACUUAGCAUUCUGAAAAAGGAGAAACUUCUUAAGUUGUUCCCAAAUGCGAAGGAUCUCUUGGCUUUCAGCCUCACAAUAAAAACAACUGUACUAUCAUCUCAAGCUGCAGAGACCGAAGAAGCCGAACUUGUUGGAAUCAAAAUUGUGGAAUCUCGCUAUCAGAUCACCGCAACGAAGACAUCACGAUAUUUCAAGCCCGAAUUGCCGUACUUCAUACAGGUGGAGGUUCGGAAUGCUGAUGGUUCACCCUCGAAAGAGGUGGACGUUGUUGCUAAAGUGCAAGUAGGUUCAGCCACCAUUAAUCCUCAGAAGAUGCGCACAGACUCCAACGGGUUGACCUCAUUCACUGUGACACCACCAAAUGUUAACCAACUGACAGUCACGGUGAGAACGGACGAACGACAUCCAUCGAAUGAGCAGGGAGAGCUGGUGUACACAGCUCAGAAAUAUGCAUCUGCAAGCUAUAUGCACAUUGAUGUGACACGAAUCAUGCGAUUGGGCGAAACCCUGAACGUGUUUCUGACUGCCAAAACCACACAGCUCAAUGCUGUAACACACUUUACAUACAUGGUGCUGACACGAGGCGUGAUUGUGAAAACUAACCGCAAGACCAAAGAGUCUGGAGGAGGGCCCUCCAACGUGAGAAUACCCAUCACACCCGACAUGGCUCCUCGCUUCCGUUUCUUGGCCUACUAUAUCCUGCCAGGCGGCGAAAUUGUAGCGGACUCUGUAACAGUGGAAGUCACCGAAUUGUGCAAAAGCCAGGUGUCUCUUUCAUUAAAAGGCCGCCCCACAUUGGAACCAAAGGCCAUGCUAACUUUGGAUUUGAUUGGGGAACCUGAUGCCAGAGUAGGUCUGCUCGCUGUCGAUCAAGCCGUCUACGCUGUCAACCGUAAACACCGACUUACACAAGACAGGGUGUGGAAGGCAAUGGAGACCUUCGAUACAGGCUGCACAGCAGAGGGUGGCGCGGGAGCACAGGGCGUCUUCUCGGACGCAGGCUUGGCUCUGAUCACCAGCAAGGGCCUUAACACUACUGAUCGAUCCGAAAUCGGGUGUCCAAAAGUGCCCUCACGAAAACCAAGACAGCUCUCAAUGUUGCAGAUCAGGAGGGAAGCGGAAAAAUACACUCAAGAAUUUCGCAAAUGCUGCGUGGAUGGUUUGAAGAUGAGCCCCACUGGCCAGGGAUGUGAAGAACGUCUGAAGCGUGUCACAGGCCCAAAGGAAUGUGUUGAUGCCUUUCUUCAGUGUUGCAAGAAAGCAGAAGAGUACAGGAAAUCCGAAAGCCUUGGUGCCAAGACCGUUUUGAGGCGGAAUGAUUUUAUGGAAUUGGACUUGAUGAAUGAAGAUGAAGUUAAUAUGAGGUCAUACUUUCCUCAAAGCUGGGGAUGGAAUAAAUACAAAAUUCCUGCAAGCGGAAGACAUCCUCAGAUUAGAUUACAAUUACCAGAUACCAUAACUACGUGGAACAUGCAGGCCGUAAGCAUCUCUAAAACUCGAGGAGUGUGUCUGGCGGACCCAUUAUUACUGGUUUCUACCAAAGAUUUCUUCAUCAAACUUCACUUGCCCUACUCGGUGAAACGAGGCGAGCAAACGGAAAUACGGGUCAUUCUGUAUAACUACAUGGAAGAAUCCUUAACGAUUUUGACAGAAAUGGAUAUUGUUGAGUCAAUUUGCAGCACAUCAAAAUCUGGAGCAAAGCCCAGUCAGAAAUCCACAGUGAAGGGAAAGGGUGCUAUGGUGGUGUCAUUUCCCAUUGUGCCAUUGAAGAUCGGAGAGCAUCAUAUAUCUAUUCGAUCCCGUGUGUAUGGCCGCACUUUUGGUGACGGUGUCCAAAAAAUUCUGCGUGUGGCGCCGGAAGGUGUAAGAGAUAUCCGGUCUGAAUCAAGGAGUGUUCACGUUGAAGAGCGAGAGACAUUCUUUAUAAAAAAUGAAAUCAGUCCGGACGUCGUGCCCAACUCGGAUGUUUUAACAUUCAUUAGUGUUAAAGGAGAUGAAUUGGCAGAGACUAUGGUAAACUGCCUCGAUGCAAAGUCUAUAUCAAAUCUGAUUCAGAUUCCAACAGGAUGUGGUGAGCAGAACAUGAUUAAAAUGGCUCCAACUACACUGACACUAAUUUACUUGGACUCAGUACAGGAGUGGGAGAAAAUUGGCCUCCAUCGGAGAGAAGAGGCAAUAGCGUUCCUCAAACAAGGUUAUAGUCGGGAGCUUUCCUACAGGAAGGCUGACCAUUCAUAUGCAGCUUUUAUUAAACGUCCAAGUAGCACCUGGUUGACAGCGUUUGUGGUGAAGGUGUACUCGCUGGCCAAGCGUGUCAUCAUCGUGGAUAACCAGGAGCUGUGCGGGCCAGUGGAAUGGAUCAUUAAAAACCGACAGAACAGCGAUGGCUCCUACCGAGAAGAUGGUCCUGUCAUCCAUCGUGAGAUGCAGGGUGGAGUGGGUGGGACGGAAGGCCACGUGUCUAUGACAGCAUUUAUUCUCAUCGGAAUUCAACAAGCACAAGAAUAUUGUGGAGUCUCUGUUCCGAACUACAAGCAGAGCAUGAACAGAGCGGUACAAUUCCUGGCGAGCAAAGUGUCCGACCUCAAGCGUAUGUACACGAUCGCCAUAACAGCGUACGCUUUGGCUCUUCAAGACCCAGAGUCUGAAGCAGCCCACAGCAGCUGGAAGAAACUGGAAAACAGAACCACUUUUGAAUCAAAGGGCCAUCGGUAUUGGAAGGCGGAGGAAACAAGUCAUGUGCUUCGGAUGUCUGCUAUCUCAGUGGAGGCCACCGCGUAUGGGCUACUGACGUAUCUGCGCAAGAAGGACUAUGAGAGCGCUCGAGAAAUUGUUGACUGGCUUACCGAGCAGCGAAACUACGGGGGCGGCUUCCAAUCCACACAGGACACUAUUUUGGCCUUGCAAGCAAUGGCUCAAUACAAGAUGGAUUCUUCCAGUAAAGAACUGAUUGAUGUGCAGCUGGAAAUAACAUCUCCAAAAAACAAUUUUGAGAAGAAAAUGAAAAUUACUGAAGAAACUCGGUUUGUGCAAGAACCUCAUAAGAUUCCACCUGGAGGAAACAUCACUAUAAAGGCUUCGGGGAGAGGCACGUUUACCCUUUCGAUUAUGAGUGUAUUCAACAAGGUGGCUCCCUCAAGCAAAUCCUGCUCCACAUUUGAUUUGAAAGUCACGAUGACCGAAGCGGAUGACGGAGAGAGCCCACAAGGACGCUUGGGUUGGUUUGAUGGAAAGAGGCGGCGGAGGAGAGAUAUUGGUGACGAAGGAGGCGUUGAAGCAGUGUACCGAAUGAACAUGUGUACCAGAUAUAAGCCACGAAAAGAGGACCUUUCAAGUGAAUCUGGAAUGACAAUUAUAGAAGUGAACAUGUUAACUGGAUUUAUUCCAGAUAAAAAUGACCUCAUCCAGCUGAAGGAAUCCGUAGACAAGUACAUCAGUAAUUAUGAGAUCACAGACUCAGUGCUCAUUAUAUAUUUGGAUAAGGUUCCCAGCACAGAGGAUUAUUGCUUUGCUUUCAAGAUCAAGCAAAUGCUGAGAUCGGAUAUGAUACAACCCGUAACUGCUUCUGUUUAUGACUACUACAGCCCGCAGGACAAAUGCACCAGGUUUUACAACUUACCUGGGGGAUAUGUUGAGCUGUCUCCGCUUUGUCAAAAUGAUCUCUGCCAGUGUGUGGAGGUGAGUUGCCCGGCCAAGAAACCAAAGUUCGAUACGUCAAUCACUGUCCUACACAGACAAGAAGCGGCCUGUGUUGCAGGAAUCGACUAUGCAUAUGUGGGGAUUGUUGAUAACCGCACUGAAGUUGGAAGUUUUGUAUACUACACCGUCAACAUUCAAACUGUAAUAAAAAGUGGCCAAGAUCAGGCUAUUCAACCUAAAGCGACACGCCUAUUCAUCGUGACCCGCUCAUGUGAUGGACGUCUUGGCAUGGAAACACCGCGACAGUACCUCCUGAUGGGACGCAAGGGAGAGACGAAGGACAGGAAUGAUAGGUUUCAGUACGUGUUGGACGCAAGUUCGUGGGUGGAGCAAUGGCCCGUGGAUGAAAAGUGUAACCAACCAAACGUGCAGACAUUUUGCGCCAUCAAACGCGAAUAUGAGUUUAGCAUGCAGAUCCAAGGCUGUUCUUCUUAAAGGGGGGGGGGGCAGCCAUUGACUGCAACAACGCAUUUUACCGUGUGCAUUUAGCUGUCUUCACAAAGUAGAAAACACAAUAUAACUUAGCACACAGGUUUUUUUAUCCAAUAUUAUAUGAUUCAUAAUUGAUUUUGGUUUAGGCCUUGUAAUGAUCUUUCAAUGUGUGUCUUUAAGGCACUCCACCACCUGACAGUCAAACAGAUCAAAUAAUCACAUAUACAUGCGUUUAUUGCUCCAAUUAUUAUCGUUAUUAUCACCAGGAAGAUAAAUAAUUAUUCCCACAACCUCAAUUUUCCCGUAAUGUUACUUAUUAUAUAUAUGUUUUCCCUUUGAAGGCCAUAGUGUGAUUGACAAAUAUGUUAUUUUGCUAUUUUUCAUGUACACCACUGCCAAAGGAGCAGCAUGACCAAAUAAGUUGUUAUUUUACUGGUAGGAACGAAGUGAACCAGCCUACAAUAGAUUAUAUCGUCCGUCCGUGUAGCAACAUCGCCCCCUACUGCAAACACUUGGCAGGACCCUACAAAAACCUUUAGAUGCUUUCCUGGCUAAACAAGUGUAACAUUCCCUUAUAAUUCCCUGAGAUAGCUUUUAAUUUAAACAUUUAAAUUAAAAUUUAACUCACAGCAGCCUAAAGCCUACAGCUAGGCCUAAAGCCUAGAACUAGGCCUCAAACUCUCCCUUCGUAUCGUCCGAUUAGGUGUAGCAACAUCUCCCCCUACUGCAAACACUUGGCAGGACCCUACAAAAACCUUUACACUCGGUGAGGCUUUCCUGGCUAAAUAAGUGUAAUAAUACAUUAUGUUUAUAUUCUUUGGUUAUUCGUUCCUACCAGCCCACCCCACAGGGACCUGUUAUUAAAUCACUUAGAGAUGUACCAAUACACAGAAUCUACAAGCAUGCAUUGUGGUACCUAGAUUAGUCCUUGCCAAUAGUGUCCUGCGAAUAUUUGAAAAAUGUAGUCUUCUGCAAUAAUUCUAACCCUUGCUGACUUUAAGCACACACUGCAUUUUACGUGUAAACAGGUAAUGUUCAAUAUAUUGACAAUAAUUACGAGUUUGAAAUUAAUUUUAUCCUCCGCAUAUAUUUGCCAUCACCUGUAAGGUCUCACCUAAACUAGUAUAGUCAUACAAUCGUUAGUAUUCUAUUAAAAUUCUGACUUUACUGUUUUGAUUAAAAAAUAUAUUGCCAUAUA
Lethenteron reissneri (Far Eastern brook lamprey) is the source of this 6244-nucleotide messenger RNA. RefSeq names its product complement C3. Gene Ontology annotation, molecular function: endopeptidase inhibitor activity; protein binding. Gene Ontology annotation, cellular component: extracellular region. The record is from RefSeq and is a predicted model, not a curated record. NCBI's taxonomy places the organism in Eukaryota, Metazoa, Chordata, Hyperoartia, Petromyzontiformes, Petromyzontidae.